AUGGAAUCUAGGAUCCAAGAAGCUGUAAAUCAUAUCCGACGUUUUCCUGACGCCAAAAUAGCCACUGUGGCGAAGGAAUUCGGCGUGCCACGCAAUCUACUCCGUUACCGCCUCGAGGGUCGGUCGCCCAAGAAUGGCCAGCCUGCGGCCAAUACUAAGUUAUCGCGUGCAGAAGAGAGUGCGCUAUGCCGAUACAUCGACCGUCUUGACAGAAUUAACCUUGCAGUGCGACCAGAGUUUGUUACGGACGCGGCCAACUACAUACUCCGCGAGCGGACCUCCCAAUCACAGGCUGGCGAUCUGCUCCUGGUUGGUCCAAAUUGGACCACCCGCUUCCUAACACGACACAAAUAUAGCAAACGGUUACAGAAGAAGCUUCACGCUGACCGUCAGGCAUCGGAAGACCUCAGCCGAGUGGCCGAGUACUUCCAGAAGCUCUCUGAUAUAUGCGAGAGAGAGGGGAUAUUGCCUGAUGACACCUGGAAUAUGGACGAGACUGGUUUCCGUAUCGGCGUUGGUAAAGAUCAGUUGAUUGUUACCAAGCGAAAGAGAGCCCACUACUUUGGGAUUCCUGAAAAUAGGGAGUCUGCGACGGCGAUCGAGGCCAUAUCGGCGGGUGGGCAGUACAUUCCUGCUUUCUUGAUCGUGGCUGGACAAGUUCAUAUGGCGCAAUGGUAUACGCAACCAGAAUUACACCCAGACACGGCUAUCAUCCCGACCCCAACCGGCUAUACGAACGACCAAGUGGGCUUAGAAUGGCUUAAACACUUCGACAAGCACACGGCGAAGAAGACAGUGGGCAAAAAGCGCCUACUAAUCCUUGACGGUCAUGGCUCACACCACACAAAGGAAUUCAUUGCGUACUGCGAUGCCCACGGUAUUGUGCCCUUCGGUUUGCCUCCAAACCUUACCCACUUACUACAACCACUGGAUGUUGUGGUCUUCCAGCCAUUGAAACACUGCCACGCAAAGGCGCUUGACCUCAUGGUUCGAGAUGGGCUCGUCAACAUCACCAAGAUUGAGUUCCUCAGCUGCAUUGAAGAGGUCCGUAGACAGGCAUUCAAGGAAAGCACGAUUCUGACUUCGUUCAAGAAGACUGGAAUUUGGCCAUUCAACCCACAGCCAGUUCUCAAGAUUCUAGAAGAACGCCAAGCAAAGAAGACACCGUCGCCUCCUUCAAGCUCGGGAGGUCUGCAUUCAUCACCAUUUUCGACACCAUUGACACUUAGACAGAUGAAUAAGGUGGCGGACAAGCUAGAGGAUUUCCUUGAAGAAGACCAGCACCUGGACCCGGAGUUUGCGCACGAUAUUGGCCGGUUUAUCAGAGGGUCCCUGAUAAGACCUACAGAGCUGCUACAGACGAAGAGGGAUCUAGGGAGGACGCAAUAUGCGCAGCGCGUUCAAAAACAACGCAGAGCGAUGAAGAAUUCACCGCUUCAGUCAGGAGGGGUACUGACAGUGGCCCAGGCUCGGCAUAUGGUGCGGCAGAGAGAAGAAGACGCAGUUGCUAAGGCGAGGAAGCUGGUGCAAGCUGCGGAUCAGAAGGCAAUUAAGGUGGUUAAACGGGGGAUAUUUGAAGCGGCCAAAGUAGCACGUAAAUGGAGGACGUCUGGGAAGUUAAAACCAGCUAUAGUGUACGAGUCUGGGUUAUUUCCUAGAGCGUUAAAGAGAUUCUAA
This is a messenger RNA of Pochonia chlamydosporia 170, 1677 nucleotides long. RefSeq names its product DDE superfamily endonuclease. Gene Ontology annotation, molecular function: DNA binding. Lineage: Eukaryota; Fungi; Ascomycota; Sordariomycetes; Hypocreales; Clavicipitaceae. Bases 1 to 1677 code for a protein of 558 amino acids. The transcript has a single exon. The record is from RefSeq and is a predicted model, not a curated record. Gene Ontology annotation, cellular component: nucleus.